Messenger RNA from Misgurnus anguillicaudatus (oriental weatherfish), 2129 nucleotides. The record is from RefSeq and is a predicted model, not a curated record. NCBI's taxonomy places the organism in Eukaryota, Metazoa, Chordata, Actinopteri, Cypriniformes, Cobitidae.
UGUUAGUUCGUCUUCAUUGGAUAUGGAUUCUACAAGCACUAACUCGGAGAGUAAUUUUUUAGGGGACACGGACGGACCGCAAAGAAAAAAGAAAACAAAAGGAAGUGCCGACGUGGGAAACGAACGACUCCACCCGAGGAACAGAUGGAAUCUCAGGAACAGAAUGUGAUCAACCUAUCCAAUUUCAGGUGUCGCUAUGGGAUCAAAAAUGUCACCCAGUUUUGCAUCUCUUUAUGUUGGACUGUUCGAACAGGAGUAUAUCUACAACACUCAGGCAAACCCCUUUAUUGACUACAUAGCCGUCUGGAGAAGGUACCUUGAUGAUGUAUUUUUUAUUUGGACAGGUUCCGAAAAACUAUUGGAGGAUUUUUUUACAUUUGUUAACUCAAAGAAUGAACACCUAAAAUUCACAAUAUCAUCUGACAAAGAGAAAAUGAAUUUCUUGGACAUUUUGAUAACUAAGGAGAACAACAUACUGAAAACGGACCUGUACCGAAAACCUACUGAUAGAAAUUCUAUUUUACAUGGUGAAUCAUACCAUCCUACUCAUCUAAAAAGGAAUCUGCCUAUCUCUCAAUUUAACAGGAUUAGACGCAUUUGUAGUUCUAAUGAUGAUUUUACCCGACAAAGUGUAGAAAUGCAAAAACGUUUCAGAGAAAGAAGGUAUAAGGAAUCUUGGAUCAGAGAUGCAUCAACUCGUUUUGCACAUUUGUCUCAGUCGGAUUGCCUCAAGAAGAAAAAUAAGACCAAUACUGAUGACAAGAAAAUAAUGUGUUCUAUACAGUACUCACCGGUAGCUAGAGCCAUUGAAGGUGCUAUCAAACGACACUGGCACAUACUUGAUACGGACCCCACACUAGGAUUGAGCUUUCAAAAUCCUCCUCGAGUGGUUUUUAAAAAACCACCUAACUUACGAAACAGACUAGUGCGAGCGGACCUACCUUCUACAAAAACUCCUCACUUUUUGAACACUAUUCCUGCUGGGAAUUACCCUUGUGGAAGAUGCCAGCAAUGCCAUUUUACCUAUAAAACUGAUACUUUUAACCACCCACAUAAUGGCAACAGAUAUAAGAUCAAAGAGGUGAUUUCUUGCUCUACCACUAACGUGAUUUAUAUGCUGACAUGCCCCUGUGGACUAUCUUAUAUAGGCAAGACUACUAGAACAUUAAAAACCAGGAUCUCAGAACAUCGCAGUGCUAUCAGAAAUGGUAUUACAUCUAGUCCUGUGGCUGUACAUUUCAUGAAUGCUAAACAUAAUGUGUCUAGUCUUAAAUAUGUGGGAAUUGAAUCCAUUAAGUGUCCACGUAGGGGAGGUAAUGUUGACAACAUGCUUUUAAAGAGAGAACUGUUUUGGAUAUAUACAUUGAACACAUUAGCACCUAGAGGUCUUAAUGAAGAAUUUGAUAUUAGACCCUUUCUAUUGUAAAUGUCUCUGCAAAUAUCUCCGAUACUCUUGAUUUCCUCAGUAUUCUCUUAACGUUUAAAUGAUGUACUUUAAUUAUUUACUUGAUAUUAUUUACUUGACUACAUUGAUCUUAGUAUGGUUUCAUUGAAUAAUUGGUCCUCACUAUAUUAUGAUGAAAUAAUGUGAUUUAAUAACAGAUGCCUUGAUUAUGAUAUAUAGAAGAAAAUGGUUCACCUUCCCUAAUUGAAUUAUGUACGUAGUAAACUUGUAGACAUGGGUUGAUGGUAAUGUACAUGAUGAUAUGCGAUUAUACAUGUGAGAAUUAUGAUGUCCAUGUAUCAUGUAUAUAGUAUAUUCAGUUAGUAUGUUUGUGUGAUAUGUAAUAUGUUUUACACGGGCAUGGUGCAAUACAUUCUAGAUGUAGAUUUAUAUAUGUAUAUUUUUUUAAUGGUAUGGUAUACGUUUAGGGAUAUGUAAAAUUGUAUGGUGCGUAUAUAUAUGUACAUAUGUUUUUCGUAUAUGUUUUUGUAAAUGAUGAAUUUUGGUAUAUUUGUGUUAUGUGAGUGUGGUGUAAUCACAUGACACAUUGACUAUAUAUAAAUAGGCAACUGUGUUAACUUCCGGUUAGUCUGAGGAAGGGUUGUAGAGACCCGAAACGUCACUCUCAAUAAAUUUAUGAAAGGGAGCUUUUUGGUGUGCGGAUCCUUCUCUUUUGUUACUUAUU